Messenger RNA from Scleropages formosus (Asian bonytongue), 3247 nucleotides. RefSeq names its product GLI pathogenesis-related 2 (gene glipr2). The coding region runs from base 254 to 2923 and encodes 889 amino acids. Gene Ontology annotation, cellular component: extracellular region. The transcript is spliced from 18 exons. The record is from RefSeq and is a predicted model, not a curated record. Lineage: Eukaryota; Metazoa; Chordata; Actinopteri; Osteoglossiformes; Osteoglossidae.
AAUUCCCUUGUCUCUUUGAUGGAGACGGUGUUUCAGAAAGGCGGUCUUGCACACGCCUUGCCCCCCGGCAACAGGCCGGUGUUUCUUCUUGCAGCACUUUGGGGUUUGCAGCUGCAGUCGAGCAGAAAGGAACUACUUCCUUUUUCUAUGCUGGUGACAACAGCGCUUGCUGAAUCUGCAGUACACACACAGGGAAGACCCCGGUCACACCCUCCACAUCGCAGCACACCUGUGGGGGUCUAACUGCUGGAUCAUGGCCUUCAGAAUCACAGUUCAAAGGGGGAAAAAAACCAUGGCGGACUCCAGUUUUGAGAAGGAAUUCCUUGAGUCCCACAAUUCCUACCGGCAGAAGCACGGUGCUCCACCGCUGAAGAUGAGCAGGGACCUCUGCAGCUCUGCGCAGGCCUGGGCCGACCGCUUGCUUUCCAUGCAGAAACUGCGGCACAGCGACACAGAGAAUGGGGAGAACCUCUUCUACACCAAGAGCUCUGUCCCUAAGAAGGUUACAGGGAAGGAGGCUGUAGACAACUGGUACAGCGAGAUCAAGAAGUACAACUUCAGCAGACCAGGAUUCGUCUCUGGAACAGGCCAUUUCACCCAGGUGGUGUGGAAGGACUCCAAGGAGGUGGGGGUCGGCCUGGCGACAGACGGAAACACCACCGUUGUCGUAGGCCAGUACCAUCCUGCAGGGAACAUAACUAACACGGGCUACUUUGAGAAGAAUGUCCUGCCCCCAGGAGGAGAAGAAAGCAGGGCAGACGAGCCUCCGAAAGAGUCAGAAAAUAAGCCCUCAUCUACUUACCAGACCACAGACAACCCAGAUGGCCAAUCAAGUGCUUCCUCAAGUUUUGAGAAGGAGUUUCUGGAGUCCCACAAUUCCUACCGGCAGAAGCACGGUGCUCCACCGCUGAAGAUGAGCAGGGACCUCUGCAGCUCUGCGCAGGCCUGGGCCGACCGCUUGCUUUCCAUGCGGACACUGCAGCACAGCAACACAGAGAAUGGGGAGAACCUCUUCUACACCCAGAGCUCCGUCCCUAAGAAGGUUACAGGGAAGGAGGCUGUAGACAACUGGUACAGCGAGAUCAAGAAGUACAACUUCAGCAGACCAGGAUUCGUCUCUGGAACAGGCCAUUUCACCCAGGUGGUGUGGAAGGACUCCAAGGAGGUGGGGGUCGGCCUGGCGACAGACGGAAACACCACCGUUGUCGUAGGCCAGUACCAUCCUGCAGGGAACAUAACUAACACGGGCUACUUUGAGAAGAAUGUCCUGCCCCCAGGAGGAGAAGAAAGCAGGGCAGACGAGCCUCCGAAAGAGUCAGAAAAUAAGCCCUCAUCUACUUACCAGACCACAGACAACCCAGAUGGCCAAUCAAGUGCUUCCUCAAGUUUUGAGAAGGAGUUUCUGGAGUCCCACAAUUCCUACCGGCAGAAGCACGGUGCUCCACCGCUGAAGAUGAGCAGGGACCUCUGCAGCUCUGCGCAGGCCUGGGCCGACCGCUUGCUUUCCAUGCGGACACUGCAGCACAGCAACACAGAGAAUGGGGAGAACCUCUUCUACACCCAGAGCUCCGUCCCUAAGAAGGUUACAGGGAAGGAGGCUGUAGACAACUGGUACAGCGAGAUCAAGAAGUACAACUUCAGCAGACCAGGAUUCGUCUCUGGAACAGGCCAUUUCACCCAGGUGGUGUGGAAGGACUCCAAGGAGGUGGGGGUCGGCCUGGCGACAGACGGAAAAACCACCUUUGUCGUAGGCCAGUACCAUCCUGCAGGGAACAUAACUAACAAGGGCAACUUUGAGAAGAAUGUCUUGCCCCCAGGAAGUUCAAGUGCAGACAAUGAGCUGCAGUUUGAAAAGACCCCAGCACCCAGUAAACAGUCCACCCCACAUCCAGCUGACCCUCGGACCGCUCCUCCCCAGAGCAAUAUUGAAGAGAAUCAAACCACCAGUGACCCUGAUGCAGAAAUAUUCGCUAGAGACUUCCUGCAAGCGUGCAAUAAGUAUCGUUUCACCCAUGGAGCAGCUCCCCUUGUUCUGAGUCCCACUAUAAACAGGGAAGCACAGGAUUGGGCAGAUAAAUUGCUGAAGGAGUCCACACUCAAGCACUCCAACUCCAAACAUGGGGAGAGCAUCUGGGCUAAGACAGGCCCACCAAGCAUCACAGCAACAGGUCAGGAGGUUGUGGAUACAUGGUACAAAGAAGCGGACAACUAUGACUAUUCCAGAUCUGGAGUGCAAAGCAAGACAGAACAUUUCACACAGCUGGUGUGGCGCAGCUCAAAGGAAGUGGGUGUCGGCAGAGCAAAUAAUGGCGAAGGAAAAGUCAUUAUUGUUGCACAGUUUGAGCCGGCAGGCAACAUCACCAACCCAGGGUUCUAUGUUCGUAAUGUGCUUCCAAAGGGGUCUAAGGUCACAGAUAAGCCACCAGAGAAGGAGACUAAGGCAGUCCCAUUGCCAGACAAAGAGCUGGAACACUUCAUCCAAUCUCUGCUGAAGGAGCAGAACCAGUACCGGAAACAACAUGGCGCACAGCCUUUGGUGCAAAGUGCUGCCCUCUCCAAGGAGGCACAGGACUGGGCCAUCCACUUGGUGGGUAUCCAGAUCCUGAAGAACACUGACAAGCAAUAUGGACAGAACAUGUGGUACCGCUGUGGAUCCAACAAGGCCACGCCUGAAGGGUUAGAGGUGGCUGAAUCAUGGUACAAGGAAAGUGCAAAGUAUAGCUUUGAUUCUCCGGGCUUCAAGACUGGCACAGGCAACUUCACCCAGAUGGUGUGGAAGUCUUCUGAGAAGGUGGGCAUUGGCUUGGCCACUGAUGGAAAUGGGCAGUUCAUUUGUGUGGAGUUUUUUGACCCCCCUGGCAACAUCACUAACCCUGGCUAUUUCCGUGACAAUGUCUUGGCUAAGGUGUCACGGGAGCUCUAGUUCAAAAUCUUGGGCAGAUAUCUGAAAAAGGGCAGGGUGUUCUUCUUAUCUUGUUUCAUUUGGUUUUAUAUUUAUAUUUAAAACCAUUGCUUUUUGGUUGAAUGUUUCCAGCUUUAUUUAACCUUAUAAACAGAAGGCAAGAAUUGUUCAUGUAGUAACAAUGGAAAUGUCCAUAAAAAUACCUUCAGUCCUCACCCCUUUUUGCCAAUGCUGCCAUGAGAGUGCAGCAUCGAAUCACUCUUCUAUAACUGAAAGCUUUUUGUUCUCUGUAAUCAGUAGACUUGGUGGGCUCACAAUAAUGCACUUAAUUUGUUAAAUCAAGUA